CAAUGAGGUACCUGGAGACGGCAAUGCCCAUCACGCAGGACAACGCGGGGGUCUUCCUGCCCCUCCUAUGGCAAUGGCUGCAGAACAGCCAGCGGGAGGGGGCUGAGGGCGCCGAGCAGAAGCUGUGCCAUGCAGCUGUCCAAAAGCUGAGUGAGUACAUCCAGCUCAACUUCUCAGUGGAUGAGAGCAAACUGCAGGCAGGGAGCUGCGGGGCUUCAGAUACGGAGAUCUGCACUGUCUAUCUGGCUCAGGAGAUGCGGAAAACAGAGGUUCUGGGUCUGAGCUUUGGGAACAUCCCUGCACUGGGGGACUAUGGGGAGAAGCGGCGAGGAGGAAGGAAGAGAAAAGGGCAUAAGGGGCCGGUGCUCGAUGUAGGGUGCAUCUGGGUGACGGACUUGAAGAAGAACAGCCCAGCCGGGAAGUGUGGGAGAGUGCGACUGAAGGACGAAAUCCUCUCCCUGAAUGGACAGCUCAUGGUUGGCGUGGACGUCACUGGUGCGAGUUACCUGGCCGAGCAGUGCUGGAAUGGAGGCUUUGUCUACCUGAUCAUGUUGCGCCGCAUCAAGCGCAAAGCCCCUCUUCCUCCCUCCAACGGCAACAACAGCAACAGCUGUGACCCCAAAGCCAAGCCCAGCCCUGAACCUGCUGACAGAACAGCUCAGAAUGGGAAGAGGACCAGGAAGUUUGGGGUCAUCACAAGGACGCCAGGCAGCAAGGAGAGCAAAGAAAAGCCAGAGCACGGGAAUGGGCACUGUACCCCGAUGGAGGUGGAGGUGGCUCAACCGGAGGCCCCUGAAGCAGAAGUUAAUGCGGAGGAGCAGCUGCGCUGCGCUAGGGCACAGCACCGGUCCCGGCUAUCAGAGGGCAGCGUGAUGGACAUCACUGAUCAAUCAGCCCAGCGAGAAGGUUCCCGAAUAUGGAAGAUGCACAUCCUGAAGGGGACGGACGGGCUGGGGAUUCAGAUAACAGGAGGCAGAGGCUCGAAGCGAUCCCCGCACAGCAUCAUCAUCACCCACGUGGAGGAGGGCGGCUCAGCACACAGGGACGGCAGGCUGACGGCAGGCGACGAGCUCCUGAUGAUCAACGGGCAGUCACUGGUGGGGCUGUCCCACCAGGACGCCGUGGCUCUCCUGCGCUCGGCCGCCGGCAUGGUGCAGCUGGUGGUCGCCAGCAAGGAAUCCGCUGAAGGGGAUUUUCUGAAGUACCCAUCUGCCAGUUUGCCAGAUUUGCUUAGCACUUGCUCAGUCCAAGACUCUGUCUCUUGCACUGACAAUAAAGAAAAUGAAGAGCCCGAAGAAGAAGAUGUGAAGGGAGAGAAUGUGUCCCCUGAAACACUGGUUGCUGUGAUGGAAACUGAGAAGUCUCAAGAUGCAGCUUCUGCAGAAGCCUCCAGAGGAAACAACCAGAGUCCAGCUCUGGGAAGUGGCAUAUUGAAAUACAGAAGUCGAUCCCAAGGUGCUGGAUCCCGCUUAGAGUCUGUGGGAGAGGAUGAUGAGCUGAUGGUGGAAAAUGGUGAAUCCAGCUAUGAGAUAGCAGUGAAAUACUCCCGGGGUGGAAGGAAGCACUCCCUGCCACAGCAGCUGGAAUCAGCAGGAGCUCGACAGGAGUACCACAUUGUGAAGAAGUCCACUCGUUCCUUCAGUGCUGCCCAGGUGGAAUCUCCAUGGAGACUAACCCAGCCGUCCAUCAUCUCUAACAUUGUCCUGAUGAAAGGGCAAGGCAAGGGUCUCGGAUUCAGCAUUGUGGGAGGUCAGGAUUCUGCUCGUGGACGCAUGGGGAUUUUUGUGAAGACUAUAUUCCCCAAUGGCGCAGCAGCUGCUGAUGGAAGGCUUAAGGAAGGAGAUGAAAUCCUGGAAGUUAAUGGAGAGUCUCUGCAAGGGCUGACCCAUCAGGAAGCCAUCCAGAGGUUCAAGCAACUCAAGAAAGGGGUGGUGACCCUGACGGUGCGCACGCGGCUGCGCAGCCCCAGCCUCACACCCUGUGCAACUCCCACCCUGCUGAGCCGCUCCAGCUCGCCCAGCUCCAGUGCCAGCGGUGGCACACCAGUGCCCGGCCCCGAUGAGGCGGAUGGUUCCUUCUCCAGCCGCAAAGGCCCUGGCCCAAAGGACAGAAUUGUCAUGGAUGUGACGCUCAAUAAAGAGCCAGGGGUUGGACUCGGCAUUGGUGCCUGUUGUCUCACGCUUGAAAACAGUUCUCCAGGGAUAUAUAUCCACAGCCUGGCCCCAGGAUCAGUGGCUAAAAUGGAUGGCAGAUUAAGUCGGGGUGAUCAGAUCCUGGAGGCAGAUUCAGUCAGCCUGCGUCAUGCAGCAUUGAGCGAAGCCUACGCCAUUCUGAGCGAGUGCGGUCCAGGGCCGGUCAGCCUUAUCAUUAGUCGGCAUCCCAACCCAAAGGUUUCUGAGCAGGAGAUGGAUGAAGCAAUCGCACGAACUACUCACCGAGAGAGUAAGGACACGGGCUCCUCUCAUGUCUCAGGCACUGUGCAAAAAACCCCAUCUCCUGGUGUGAAGACCAAACAAGGAGAGACCUCAUCUCCCCUCAGCUGGACAAUGAAACGCUUCCUGGAACCAGCAAGCCGGCAGGGAUCCGUCAGCUCCGAGGCAGAGCUUUCCCAGUACUUCUCGCAUGAUAGCACGAGCCACAUCCCAUUCUCUGAUGCUGUAACUGGCUCCUGUGAUGAAGAACAGCUCCGUCAGAAGAACAGAAGCAGCUUGCUGGAUGACAGCUCCCUUCUUCCUGCUGCUAGAGAAGCAGGAUUGGCAAAAGCAAAUGUUCUGGUUUCUUCAACUAGUGGGAGAUCAUCCUGUCUUCACAACAAGCAUGUGGAGUCUGUCCGCCCUGGCAUCCUCAGUGACAGUCCCAAAUCUGCUCGCAGCCCCUUUCAUCGGCAGAGGAGGGUUGUCUUCUAUGAUGGCGAUGCCAGUGAUGAUGAUGAAAGUUCCCACUUGCAAAGAAGCCAGAAAGCCAAGAGCCAGGAGGAUGCUGGCAUUGUCAUUACAACCUCAUCAGUAGAAACUGAUGAUGAGAUCCAGGACAGCAACUCAUCUAGAUAUAUUGGCACAGAAACAUCUUCCCCUCUCUUCAGCAGCUCCGUGGAGUCUGCAGACAGCACGCCAGAGCAAAUAGACUCUCCUUUCUUCCCCAUCAUAGCUUUUGACUACUCUAGUGUGCCUGAAGUUCGUCUCAGCAGCCUGAGUUUGAGGGAACUCCGAGAGGCACAGCUCGAAUCUAAGAGAUCCCCGAGACUGGAGCACAGGGCUGUUACAAGAGUGAAAAGCAUGAUGAGCACCGAGUGCAGAAGUCUUCAGAGGCAGAGGACAGAGGAGCAUGGCGCUUACAGCAAGCCUGUUGCAAGGAUGCUCCCUCACAGCAAGAAGUGUGAAGCACCUGAUGGGGCUGGGCAGUGCCAGGGUGAAAUUGUCACUCUGGUUCGCAAUGAGCACGAGUCUUUCGGCCUGGAUUUGGAAAUCCAGGCUAUGCCCUUGAAGGUUGUUGUCACAGGGCUACGUCCAGGUGGAGCAGCGGAAAGGGGAUCAAUGGGCAAGAUGACUGUAGGAGAUGAGAUUACCACCAUCAACAGUAUUCCAGUCAGCAAGAUGACAUAUGAGGAAAUUUGCUUGCUUAUGCAAUGUCUUCCUACAUCUGUAACCCUGGAGAUCCAGAAAGCAGCAUCAGCUGUCAGCAGAUUUACAAACCUCAUCCUGUCUCCAGCAGUAGACACUCAAAGUCAAGCUGAUGUCAGCAGCACCCUCUCAGCUGAAGAACUGAGUGCUGGGAAACAAGAAGGAGCAGGUUUGCAAAAUGCUGGUGGUGGCUGUGCAGUACAGAGAAUGACACUGCCACCUGAUGCCGUGACGGAAGAUGUGGAGAGAGGUACCACAAAGAGCAGCCAUGCCGGGGAUUGCAUGCCUGUCACUGAUAUUGAUGACUUGCUCAUCCAAAUGGGUGCUCCUGAGAGCAGGGCUUCGCGCACCCCGUCGCGAGCAGAGAGCCCCUUCCGAGAUGAGUCCACCACCAUGUGCUGCUGUGGGACUGAUGAAGGCUGCCCUGGUUCUGAGCCGCGUCGGGGCAAGGAGGAGCUGCUGGAGAAGACUAUGAAUUGCACAGUGAACGCACAAGGGGUUUUGGGGCUGUCUGUGUUGGACUCUAUUAACACAGGAAAACUUUUUACUGUGAAUAAAAACUCUUUAAAUAACUAUUCUAGGAAUUUUAGCAGUUUAAGUGAGGAUGAGUUGCCUGCAGCAAGCUGUCCAGACGGUAAGGGAAGUGACGGGUUUCCAAAGUCCAUGUAUGGGGCUGCAGAAGAUUCUCACUCAGAUGCAGAGUCUGUCACAGAAACAUUUGAUAGUGCUAGUGACGUGUUGCAUGGGCCGUGUGCUGCUGCUAAUCUCCCAGCAGUCUGUACUGUAUUGGAGUCAGAUGAUGAGCAAAUUGAGAUUUGUUGCAUGAACGAUGAGCUGCAAAAGCCUUCUCAGGAGCAGCAUCUCACAUCUGUGACAAGCUCAUCCUCUCUGGCACCACCACAUCACUGUGGUGGCAAAGUUUUGCAAACUGAGGAUUGUGCAAUGUGUAGGUCACUGGAGUCAAGAGUCAGCAAACUGGGCUUGGAAGACUGCAAUGGUCCCAAUUUGUGUCCCUCACCAUGUUCAAAAGUCUUCUCUGCUUCCCUGUGUUCUCCUUCCUCAAUCUUUCUGCCAGAAAAUAACAUCCUAAAGAAUUCAGUUGAUGUCCCUGAAGUUUACACAUUCCAUAACAAUGGUGCCUUAAGUGCAGAAGAGCAAGUGGGUCUGGGGAUCAGUAAUGGACACAUAAAAUGCUGUGAGUCUGUUGAAGAGAAAGGGUCUCUGCAUUGCAAAAAAGGUGGCUUUUGCUCUGCUGGAAAUGUCAGUGGCUUGGAGAACAGCUUGCUUGAGAAAGAAGGAUGUCAUGACCAACAGAGAUCCAAAUCUGAAAGUGAAACAGUGGUUGAUGACUGUAAUCACACUGUUACCUAUUGCUUAGCAAAGAAAGAAACCAACAGUAUGUCCAGCUUGUCUAAAGCAGACAGCAAUCAUGUGAAUGCAACAUCAGCAAGAGCAGUAUCACUCAGGUCUUCCUUUCCCUCCCGAUCUAAAGAUCCAAAGGCUAAUACAACUCAUGACUUGCCAGGGAAAAAUGAGAAAACUAACUGUGUGACUUCAGGAAGGACUUCAAAUGGGAAAAUCCAAAGCUCGAGCACAAAUCACAGCAAAGAAGCUGUAGUACCACACAGCCCAUCUUCACAGAAAAAAUCUUGCCAGGAGUCUAAGGGAAUAGCACAAAAAGGUAUAAUGGAAACCCUUUUAAAUAACCAGAAGGCCAAAGGAGGUCCAAAGCUAAAAGGUUUCACUAUCAAAAGCAAAGCAAAGACAAAUUCAGAUUCUUCCAGUGUUAAUCUUACCAAAGUCAGUGGGGCUGAUCAGAAAAAGACUUCUAUUUCUCCACAGCUGUCUCCUAAACUUUUGGGGAAGAAAGCACUGUUACCCCGUAACUCAUCUACAAAUCCAGAUCUGAGCAAGAGCAUUUCAGCAGCCUCAAAGACUCUGAAAUCUGAGCUGGAAAAUAAACCAUCUCUGGUCAUUUCUGAAGAUUCACUUCUGCCUGCCCUGAAUGGCACCAGCAGCCCCGCAGCAUGCAGUGAAAUGAACUGUGGUGGGUGUGGGCAGCUAACGGAUCUGCAGCAGGCAUGGGGAAAGCCAAAAGAAAAGCAAGCUUCCAUGCAGCCUGCAGUGUCUCAGGGUAAGAGUGUUAAGGUGGAUGAUUUCAGAGCAAGAGACGGUCAAUCCAAAGUUGCUUCAUCCGCUCAAGGGGAAACAAGAGUUGAAUAUAUGAAAGGGAGAACUGAGAACUCUGGAAUGAACCUGAACACAAUGAAGAGCAUCUAUAGUGCAGAUGACAUUAGGCAGUUAGAUUUGCAAAAUGUUGGAGCGUCAGCUGUAGGCUCUUCUUCACUGAGGUCUCCUGCAGUUCAGCUGGAGCAGCAAGAAGGGCAGGAGAUUCAGCGUAGUUUCAUUGAGGUGAAGCUUUCCUCCUCCUCCUCCUCCUCCUCAUCAUCAUCAUCAUCAUCAUCUUCAUCUUCUGCCUCUUCCUCACCAGCACCAUUUUUGCAGCUGCCAUUGCUGGAGAAAAAUGAAGAGGUGAACACAGAGAUGCAUCAACCGACUGAAGAGAUGGGGACCACAGUGUAUUUUUCAAAAGUAGAUAUUGCCAGAGACAGAAAUCUCUGCGGCUUGUCAAAACCUGUGACAAGGACAUACUCGAUGCCAGCCCAGUUAUCUGGUCACUUAAGGGAGAACUGCCAUGCUGUGGAGCUUCAGCCUGCACAAGGUCCCCAGGGCCAUGCUGCAGACAAAAAAUGUCCCCAGGCGGUGAUGGGUUCAUUACAGAUGGUGCAUCUCAGCCUGCCAAAUGGCCAGAGUGGGAAGGAGCAGGUAUACAGCUCCAAAAGCUCCCAGAGGAUGCAUGACACAUCCCCCUCCGCCAGUGAUGUUACUUACCCUGCCACUGACAAACUGAGGAGUUUCAGGAGGAAUUACUACUACUACGAGCUGAACUGGCCACAUGAACCUACCUCAUCCUUUUCUGUCAAACAAAGGAUCAAAUCCUUUGAAAACCUGGCAAAUUUCGACCGGCCCAUUGUGAAGGCCAUCGAUAUCCACUCGGCCACGCGGUCCCAACUUGGCAGGAGGUCAUGCAGUGGGAUGGCCACUGCAUCCAGCCCUGCUGACACGCCUCGUGCUUUGCGGCGCAGCUUGAGCUCCUACGGCAGCACGCCGAUGCCAGCUGACACUGUGGCCAAGUCACCCAUAAGCACAGAGCCGACACGUGCAGUGGAGGGUGUCACGAAGGAAGGAAAGCCCCAGAGGGGUGAGGAGUGCAGCACUGGGGCGGACCAGUCUCCUUUUCCCCCUGUGGCCUCGCAGGUGCGGCGCAGCCGAGUUCUGGGCCGGCUGCCGCUGUCCCGCUCCAGGCUGCGGGAGCUGAGGGCACUCAGCAUGCCUGACCUGGACAAGCUAUGUGGUGAGGGCUUCUCAGGGCCGCCCCAGCCUGCCUGCUUCAAAACAGAGCUGGAAAUCACUCCCCGGAGAUCCUUUGUCUUGUCAAGCCAGGAGAGCCCUACCAAGGCAGGGGGGAUGGGCAGUGGCAGCCCUCAGGACAGCAGCUCGGGGACACCAGGGUCGGCCUCAGAUGAUGACUCACCCCGUGGUGGCUCUCCAGAUGCAGAGCACCUGGGAAACAGCUGGUCCCUCAGCCUGGAUCAGCUACUCAUCUCAAACCUGGACCAGCAAAAAUUGCAGUCUGUUUUGUCAGCUCUGAUACCAAAAUGUGACAUUGCUUCUAUGCUCCAGGAAGUCAAAGCACAAGUGAAGAGCAAAGAAGAUGCAUACUUUGUAGUCCUGAGUAAAGAAGAAGGAGCUGGCCUGGGAUUUAGUGUUGCUGGAGGAAUAGAUCUGGAACAGAAAUCAGUCACAGUCCACAGAGUGUUUUCCAAGGGAGUGGCAUCUCAAGAAGGGACUAUCCAGCGAGGAGAUCUUGUUCUGUCAAUCAAUGGCAAAUCUCUUGCAAACUCGGUCCACGGUGACGUCCUGAAUGCACUCCAUCAGGCAAGACUGCACAAAUAUGCAGUCAUUGUCAUCCAGAAGGAAAAAGACAAAGCAAACAAUUCCUCCAGACGUGAGAUAUCAGCUACUGGCAGAAAAUGUGUGGGGUCUGGAAAGGAUGUUUCCAUGGAAAUAGGAACAGAUCCAAACCUGGACAUGAAUGAUGUCAUCUGUGUUGAAUUAUUGAAAACCUCUGCUGGCUUGGGCUUCAGUCUCGAUGGUGGAAAAGCUUCUAUUGCUGGAGACAGGCCCUUGCUUGUAAAAAGAAUAUUUAAAGGUGGUGCUGCAGAGCAAGCUGGAAACAUAGAAUCUGGAGAUGAGAUUCUUGCUGUUAGUGGAAAAUCAUUACUUGGCCUCAUGCAUUACGAUGCCUGGAACAUUAUUAAAUCUGUGCCAGAGGGCCCUGUUCAGUUACUCAUCAGGAAACACAGAACUUCAGUGUGAUGGAAGUGCUACAUCUAAUCACAUUUGCUGAGACAAAACAGUUAAAACUGGCUAGAAGCUGUCUUUGUUUCUAAUGCCACAGAAGUGUCUUAAUGCUUUACAAAGAGGUGCUAAGAGCCUUGGAGAACCACUGAGCAAGAGCGUGAUGAUCGUCUAAAAUCUCUCCUGUUUAUCAAGAAUGAAGGAAACCAAACACUAGAGAUGUUUUUUUUUGUAUGAUGUGGCAGUUUUAGUGGAACUUCAAGACCUUUACUGAGUUCGGUUUAAAGUAUUUUGACUGAGAAAUAAUGUUGUGCCUGUCCCUCAUAUUUUUAGUAUCUGCAGAGCAUUGGGAGUACAACUUGUCAUUUGCCAUCCUGUUGACAAGGAUGAUACUUGGACUGUAUUGUAUUACUUAGCUAUAAUCUGACUUCAGGACACUUACUUAGGGUCUGGUCCUUAUUUGUUAUAAUAAGAGAAUGUCUGGAACAAUCUCACUCUAUUCUUCUAAGUGCAGUUUUGCUUAAAGUGCAUGACAAAAGAGACGUAUAAUUUUUGCACAACUUUUAUGCCUAAGGUGAGCGUUUUAUUGCAAAGGUGAAGAAUCCUCUAAAAACUGAUGAAUUAACUCAGAAUCUACCACAGCUGAAUCUGCCUUUAGGGGAAACGUGUAUACAAAAGCACUUGGCAAUAAAUCAGCAGAAAUCUGUGAGCAAGAAAAUCGAGUCUGAAUAUUAGGUGACUGUCCACCAAGGUGUAGGCUGAGUUGUUAGUUUUUGGGAGUGAUAAAAAUUGGGGAUUGAAUUUUCAAAUUUAGGCUUCUAACAUUAGACACCUUUAAAUACACAUAUAUUUUUAAAAGAAGGGCAGUUUCCAAGUGCUGAGCACUUGCAGAUCCCACAGACUUCAGCGAUCGCUAAGUAUGUCUGAAAGCCAGGCUGCUUUUAUUUGGCUGCAAGAGGCUGAAGGUUGCCCAGCUUGAAAUACUGAAGCUGGCAAAUGGUGGUCUAAGGAUGUGGAUUUUAACAGAUUAAAUCUGAACUGGCCAUAUUUAUGGUGGCUAUUAACUGUUCUUUUAAUUAUUAUUUUUUCCUUUCCUGUCCAGUAUUUAUUUUUUUCUUGUGUGGGAGUGGGUGAGUAUGUGUGUGCAAAGCAUAAGUGCUUCUGGCUGCAUCAGAAAUGGGCUGAUGCUGAGGGUUUUGGAUAGUGAGACUGAAAACUAUUUGCAUGGGUGGGAGAAGCCAUGCUGUAGAUAGAGAAAACUGUAGGGGCUGCAGUGCUACAGGUGCUUCAGGUGGGAUUUUCUCAGCUCUGCUCCUGGUGGGCCAUGCUGCUGAGUGUUAUUUAUAGUCUGUUCUACGCGGAGGAGAAUGUAUGAGUGCGAGAGAUUAGACUGUGCUAUUUCUCUUCCUAUGUCUGGGAUGGCUAAACAACAUAAAAGAGAUAGAGGAGGAAAUGGGCCAGUGUCCUUAUCAGCUGAGAACAAGUUGUUUGUUCCAGAGUGCUCAGGUUGUUUGUCGCGUUGGGCUGGAGCCCCGCUUGUCGCCAACAAGCCCAGGGUGAGGAGCUCUGAGCCUGGAGCCGGUCCAAAUGUGAAGUGCUGCCUGCUGUUGUAGUAAGGCAAUAUACUGCAUAGUUGUUAUAAGAAGGCCAGGACUCCUCACUUGGGGCUGUACCCCAAGAUCAUGCUAUUGUUUCCUCUGUUUAUGUCUCAGUUCACAGUGCUUGGAUCAGUUGCUUCCAGGAUGGUGGGCCCUUGGUUUGGUUCAUUUCUGUGGCAGCUGUGUCAAUCAGCAGCUCAUGAUAGGCAGCAUAAAAUUCAGUUCUGUGGGGCAGCCAGAGACCAAGUGAGCAGGAAACCUGUGCAAUGCUUGCCUAUAAACAAACGUAUUUUAAUCUCUUUCGGUGACAUGUAUGAGCACAAGCAUCUAGGAGGAGAUGCAACUUUUGGUUACAUGAAAGGCAAUACUGUCCAUAGUCCUACAGCUGCUUUGCCAGCAGGAUUUCUGUGGAAUGCAUUCAGGGUCAAUGAGGUGGAUUUGGGUCUCCUGAGACCCCAAAGCUCAGCUCCUUUGCCAGGACCACUUCCCACCUUUGGUCCCAUCCUUGUGGGGGAGGUUUUGGGAGGGUACAGCACCUGGGGUCAGCCCCACACUGGGGCAGCAGGCCUGGGCCGGGACAAAAGAGGUUAGCUUUGCGUCUUCCCUGAAAAAUCAGGGAGAAGACAUUUGGCAGUGAUGAUUAAAUGGGUAGGCCUUGUUCAGGAGUGACCAAAAUCUGAUUGUAAAAGCGUGUAUAGUAGAUACGUAAAAUGCAUGUGGAAUUUAAUGCAACGUAGUAAAUAUGUACCUGUAUCUGUAUAACACGUUCAAGUGCAGUACUGACUUUUUGCUACUUUAAUGUGCUAAAUCACAAAUAAGUUUUAGGAAAUGAUGGGGAUAUUUUUUAGUUGAAAAUUUUUGAGGUCACAGUGUCAGGAGGACAUAUGGCACUCUCCCAGUACAUUGUGAGCUCAAAGAUGAAGUCUUCAUUUUGUAAAGCAAACUUAAUUUGAGAUGUCUUAAAAUGAUACGUGGUGAAUAUUUUCAGACACUUACUUGCAGAUACUGUUCUUUGUGAGUGAUUUAGAAGGCUUUUGAUCUUCAGUAGUUGAAUACUGUUUAGUAUUUUAUUUUACAUGCAUGUAGAUAAGUGUUGGAUGAGUAACAGCAAGAAGAGGUGGGGAGUUCUGUGUGUAAUUCAGUAGUGGGGAUAAUUUAAAGAUAGGUUUAACAUUUUAAGUCUGAUACUUAAUAUGGGUAGAACUAUUUACUUCUCUAAUAACUUCGCAGCAAGAAAAAGAAUAGUGUUUAACCCUCAUUGUUUCUGCUCCUGAAAAAACUUUUUUUUUUUUUUUUUUGGUGAAGGAGCAGGAAACACUUUGACCAGUGCUCCUGGUGUUGGUAUGGUUACAGUGGCACUUCCUGAUGUUUCUGUUGGGGUGACACUCUACAUAAAAGCCCCAGGAUUUACAGAAUGUUGGCCUGAUCUAUUACAGAAAGAGUGGGUGAAGCAAACAGAUGUAGUGAACCAUCGGUUGUGCGUCUGGCAAAGUAGCUUACUUUUCUGAGAGGCUGGUCACAGCAGAGUGACACAGGAAGUUGUGUUAAUUCAUCCGUAUUCAGUAAGUUCACAGGCAUUUUGGCCUCGCUGUUUGCAUGUCAGGCCCACAGUGAUUCUUCACCACGCUGGAGAGCUGACCAAGCUCUAGGAGAGAGCGACCGUCCAAAGACUCACAGCUGCAUUUUCAUAGACCAAAAGUCAGGAUGAAAUUAUGCAGUUGGUCCACUGCUUUUCACCAGGAACCUGAAGGCGUGCCAGAUGAGGAGAGUUUGCUUCUAGAUAGAAGUCUAGUGGGAGGCUUUGCUGCUUCCGAGGCUUGGAGCACAUGUUGGAUAUGAGAAUAGGCUCUGGUGUGGUACAGCAGUAGCAUCUUCUGCAGGCUUUUAUACCUGGGAGCUCUUCCCAGCUUCUUUGGGGAUUACAUCUGUACUUAAACAAACAAACAAAAACCCACAAAACAACAACAAAAAAAAAAACAAAGCAGAGGUGUGAGGUUAGGCCUAAGUUAGAGAGGGAACAACAUCUAAUCAUUUUCUUGCUUAAAAAAGUAAUUGAGAGCAGAUAUGUGUUAAGAAACUGUUGAGUGAUUCAGGUUUUCUGUUGACCCUCACUUAAAAUUAACCCUUAUAAAUGUUCUGCAGCGGUUCUUGUGAAAAUCUGAAGGAAACAUUCCCAGGUGGGAAUGUUUACCUGCUUCUACAUUUAGGGUAUGUAAAUGUACAUGUGGAAAUAUCAAUGAGGAGUAGGCUAGAUCAUGUGAGAAAUAGGGAUCCCACUCUAGGUUAGGUUUUGUGUAUUAGGCUGACACACUUCUUGUAUGAUACUGUAUAUUUACACCUUUAUUUAUAUGAAUAAAACUUCUUCUAAUGAAAA
Messenger RNA from Lagopus leucura (white-tailed ptarmigan), 12014 nucleotides. RefSeq names its product PDZ domain containing 2 (gene PDZD2). Gene Ontology annotation, molecular function: protein binding. Bases 3 to 8060 code for a protein of 2685 amino acids. The transcript has 24 exons. Lineage: Eukaryota; Metazoa; Chordata; Aves; Galliformes; Phasianidae. The record is from RefSeq and is a predicted model, not a curated record.